Molecule: messenger RNA, 1064 nt
Organism: Impatiens glandulifera
Lineage: Eukaryota; Viridiplantae; Streptophyta; Magnoliopsida; Ericales; Balsaminaceae
Product: VQ motif-containing protein 4-like
Exons: 1
Coding region: 238-870 (210 amino acids)
Source: RefSeq, a predicted model, not a curated record
AGACAGAUCAAGUCUUUUGUGGUUCAAGUGUGCAACAAUACAAAAGCAACCUCAAACAUAGCCUUGUUUUUCACUCAUCUACUGCCAGUCUGCCACUACUACUUUUCUUUUUCUUUUCUCUCCUAUACUCCUCCGCCAUAACCACCCAAAAAGAGAAAAAGAGACGACCCAUCUCUCUCUCUCUCUAGGUAGGGGAAGGACGGACAAACGAACGAAACCCAGCUUCGUUUUCCGUCAAUGGAGAUCCCCAGAAGACUAGAAGAGACUCAAUCGGUCAUUGAUUCACCCAAUAACAAUGGACUAAUCAUGCAAAUUCAAACCCCUCCUCUAACCCCAACAACUUUCGUUCAAGCCGAUACUUCCUCAUUCAAACAAGUCGUACAAAUACUCACCGGAUCUUCAGAAACCACAUCUAAACAACAAGCCGCCGGACGUCCCAACAACUCAGAUCCGCCUCCUUUCAGAAACUACAACAUACCCCCAAUCAAAAAAGACCAAAAGAAACAAGGGUUCAAGCUUUACGAGAGAAGGAACAGUCUUAAGAUGAUCAGUCCUCUAAUUCCGAAUCUGGGUCACAAUUCCUCUGGAUAUUCACCUCGGAAACAUCUUCCAUUUCCGGAGAUCCUUUCACCCAGUAUGCUUGAUUUCCCUUCGCUAGCUUUAAGCCCAGUGACGCCACUAAUUGAAGAUCCGUUUAAUAAGUCUUCUCCUUCGUUGGGUAGUUCGUCGGAGGAAGAUAGAGCUAUUGCGGAAAAGGGUUUUUAUCUGCACCCAUCUCCGAGGACGAUGACUCCAAGAGAUUCUGAACCUCGACUAUUGCCUCUGUUUCCGGUCACUUCUCCCCGUGUUUCUGGAUCUACUUCUCGUUGAUUCAGGGUUUUCAUGCCCUGAGAAACAAACAGAGAAGAAUCAAUAGAGGGGUGUUUGAUGGCUUUGAGAGAUAUUCGAAAGGUAUCACCAUUAUCAAUCUUUGCUUAAAUCACUUCCCAUGUAUGUAAUUGACUCAAUUUGACCCAUCUUCACAAAUUAUCAAUUCAGAACCCUCUUUUUUCUUGUCUUUUUUU